AGAUGUGGCCACAGCAGAACUUGAGUUAGAGGAGAGAGCAAAGGCCCUGCAACAACAGCUGAGGCCAAAAAAAAAAAAAAAAACAGAGCAAGAGAAAAAGACAGAAGAAGCAAUCAGAGUUCAAACUCACAUCUCCUAGACACUUGUUAGCCACACGGGAGAAACCAUCAGGAGCAACUUAAAAGUCUUCGCUACGAGAGACCAAAACCACUUUCUUAAGCUACGUCCAUGAGAAGAGCUACAAUGAGGACACCGGUCAUCUCUGCUGCCCUUUUUCUUUUGCUGCUAGGCCUGACAUGGGCUCAGAAUCCUUUAAAGAAGCAUGCGGUUUCACCAAAAGUGACAAAGACGCAGUGCUGCGAUGAUGUGCGAGCCUUGAAGGUGCAGGUGGCCAACCUCACCAGCCUGCUGGAGGAGCUGAGCAGGAAGCAGGACGCUGAUCGGAUCUCCCUGGUGAAGCAAGUGAUGGAGCUAGAAAAACUAAACCAGCAACAGGAGGCCCGAGUAACUGAAGCUGAAAGCAAGUAUUCAGAGAUCAAUAACCGCGUGGACAUUAUGCAGUUUCAAGCCAUGCAGGGUGCCCCACAAACUACCUUAGAUGCAAUCUAUGACUGUGCAUCUCUGUACAACAGAAACUACAGAAUUUCUGGGCUUUACAAACUGCCCAAAGACGAUUUUCUGGGAACACCUGAACUGGAGGUUUACUGUGAUAUGGAGAAAAAUGGAGGUGGAUGGACAGUCAUCCAGAAACGCAGAGUGGGUCUGACCAGCUUCGACCGGGAUUGGAAGCAGUACAAGAAGGGCUUUGGUACAAUCAAUGGAGACUUCUGGCUUGGCAAUGAAAACAUCUAUCGCCUGACCCGGCAGCCCACAGUGCUCCGCAUAGAGCUGGAGGACUGGGAGGGAGCAACACGCUAUGCUCAGUAUGGUUUCUUCACGUUGAGCAACGAACUGAACAGCUACAAGCUCUUUAUUGCCAACUACACCGGAAAUGCUGGGGACUCACUUCGCUACCACAACAACACCAACUUCAGCACCAAGAACAAGGACAAUGACAAGUGCGUGGAUGACUGUGCCCAACUUCGCAAAGGUGGCUACUGGUACAACUGCUGCACGGACUCAAACCUGAAUGGUGUGUUCUAUCGCCAUGGGAUGCACACCAAAAACACGGAUGGCAUCACUUGGUACGGCUGGCAUGGACCAAACUACUCCCUCAAACGGGUGGAGAUGAAGAUCCGACCCCAAAGCUUCACUCCUUAAGUUAAAUUAACUGCUCUUGCUUACCAUAACCACAUGCAAACAUUAUGCAAUACACACUAAUUCCUUCUGCCUUUACCUGGGUAAAAACAAUCUCUAUGCCAUUUUUCUUACAGAAUGUUUCUAGAUUGAAUGUGUUAUGAGCAACGAAUGAUUGUAAAGUGCUGUUGUUUUGAUAUUUAUCUCAGAUAUUUUAUUUUCUUUAAGCUUUCCUUCCUAGAUUGUCCCACUUAUCAAUGAGCAAGAAUUUCGCUUCAUAUUUGGCUUAUGUUAAAUAAAGACACGUUCACCAGA
Molecule: messenger RNA, 1551 nt
Organism: Ictalurus punctatus (channel catfish)
Lineage: Eukaryota; Metazoa; Chordata; Actinopteri; Siluriformes; Ictaluridae
Gene: angptl7
Product: angiopoietin-like 7
Exons: 5
Coding region: 229-1260 (343 amino acids)
Source: RefSeq, a predicted model, not a curated record